This is a messenger RNA of Ceratosolen solmsi marchali, 2050 nucleotides long. It is a transcript of the gene ImpE1, whose product is annotated as Ecdysone-inducible gene E1. Lineage: Eukaryota; Metazoa; Arthropoda; Insecta; Hymenoptera; Agaonidae. The transcript is spliced from 8 exons. The record is from RefSeq and is a predicted model, not a curated record. Gene Ontology annotation, molecular function: protein binding. Bases 194 to 1750 code for a protein of 518 amino acids.
ACGCGCACCUCCAGUCAUCGACGCGCACGCGUCCACGACGCACGACUUGUCCGAUCACUCCUCCUUAGACACGCGCGUGACAUCGGGAUGCGCGCGGCACCGUGACACGGGGGCCCAACUCGAAAACGAAAGUCUCACCUCGGUGCUUUUGCUCCUCUCCUUCACGCUUACUCUACUGGAGAUUAUAUAAGUGAUGAUGAUACGCGGAACGGUCGACCUGGCGGGAUCGGCUUUUUUCCUGGCGGCCCUGCUUAUGGUAUGGAUUUGCCCAGCCAUCGGUCAAACGGACUUCUCGUUAUUGAAGCUGGGCGACGAAUGCAACAGAGACAGAGACUGCGAGGCCAGUAUCGUCCGGAGCCAGUGUUACCUCGGCUAUUGCACUUGUCAACCUUUCUUUGCCCAAUACAAUGCCACGCAUUGCCUUGAGUCAACCCUGUUGGGCUACGGAUGCAUGGUGGACGAGCAAUGUUCGCUCAGGGUGGCCAACAGCAGCUGCCACGAGAACCAGUGCAAGUGCCAGGAGGGAUACUUGCAGUACCGCCGGCAUACGUGCUUGAGCCCGGCAAAGUUGGGCCAGGUCUGCUACAGCAACGCUCACUGCCAGCUCUGGGACAGCGACACCCACUGCGACUUUCUCAUACCGGAUCUGUUCGGGCGCUGUCAAUGUACGGCUCCGAUGCGUCAGGAUGGUGAAGUCUGUCGCCCGGACCGACUGGUGAGGCCCCCGGUACCUGUGAGCCUACAACCCGUUUAUCCACCGGCCAGCGACAACGAGCUCGAGGACGCAGGGACGCGCCGCGACGCCGGUUUCACGACAGCAACGCCUGACGAGGAGGACACUGGUGUCCAAUUGUCCUGGUUACGGAAUGCUACGAUUCUUCUGUCGACAGUACCACCCACACAGUUAAUGCCAAUAAAUCUCGUCACUAGACCUUCCUUACGUGCAGAACUGCAACCAAAUGAACUUUUGGAUAAUGACUCUAUCGUCGUCGAAGCUGAUAUUGCGGAACUCCCGCAAACUACUACAACUUCAACUACGGUAGCGGCUCCAACAAAGACCGAUCGACACGAGGGCGAGUCCUUCAGCCCCGUGUCUCUGGGAUUGGCCUGUGCCUGGGAUGCCGAGUGCCGUAUGGCCGACCCGAAUUCCCGCUGUCUUGAUGGGGUCUGCGAGUGCGCGCGCCGCGCCGGCAACGGUACCUGGUGCAGCGCCCGUAGGACCGGUUGCGCCCCUGGUACCUUCCAGUGUCGCGGCACCGGCGCCUGUAUCAGCUGGUUCUACGUGUGCGAUGGGCGGCACGACUGUGCCGACGGCUCCGACGAGCUCUGCGUUCUCGGCAGACUCCAGUCCGACUGCCCGGCCCAGGCCUUCCGGUGCAAGAGCAGCGCCACCUGCGUGUCCAGGGCGUCGCUCUGCGACGGAACCAGGGACUGUCCCAACGCCGAGGAUGAGGCCGGAUGUAGCGACCGGAGAAAAUGUCCGGACGGGGCCUUCCGCUGCAAUAAUGGCCAGUGCCUGCCCGCUUACGAGUUCUGCAACGCCGUCGUCUCCUGCAGGGACGGCAGCGACGAGCCUCGUGGCGCCUGUCGCACCCGGAACCGCAGCCGCCUCUCGCCCCGUUACUGCCCCUUCAAGUGCGCCAACGGACGAUGCCGCUCCGACGCCAUCACCUGCAGCGGCAAGGACGGCUGCGGCGAUAACUCCGACGAAACCAAUUGCGCUGUCUGCAAAUGUGCUCCAAUGCUCUAAUCCCCAUCUUGGGAUGUUCGUGUCGUUGGAGAAUUUUCCACAAUGUUGUACAGAAGAAACAAAAACAAUAAUAAAAACAACAACAGCACCAACAGACAACAAACAUAAAAAUAUAAAGAAGGAAUUAUAAGAGUGAAUAAAUGUAAAAGUGCGCGACGUAGUAAUCAUCUAUUCGCAAAUAUAGGUCGUUUUAGCCGCACCGAUGACCAAAGAUCAAAUAACCUGAACCGAACCCAUUCACGGACAAUGCAUCUUAAAAAGCUCGUCCUUUGAUUUUUCGUCAUUUACACAGAAACAAAC